GCUAUCCGAUGCAUGGGUUGCUCGUUGGGUUCUCCCUCUAGGGGACCCUCUGGCGUCUCCUCUUUCCUCUGGGGUUCUGGCGCGCGAUGACGUGCAGAGUAGAUACCCAGGGUGGUACCUCCACCACGCCAUACACGAAGGAGGAGGAGGAGAAGAUGGCCGCCAUCUUGCAAGAGAGGAAGGAGAAGAGAGAGGCCAAGAAGAAGGCCCUACAGGAGGAGCAGGCGGCCAAGUUGAGAAAGAUUGAGGAAGAGAUGGCCAGAGAGAAGGAGAGAAUCAUGAAGGAAGAGGAGGCGAAGUUGAAAGAGGUGGACGAGGAAGAGGAGGAAGGACCGCCACUGCAAAAGAGGAGUGGACAGUACAGUGGCAGCAAGGAUGAAGAGAUGGAGAAGCGGAUUUCAGAAUGGGUCGCCAACUUGUCCCUGGGUGAAGAGGAAGAGGUUGCUAUGUACAUCCCCAAGGAUGAGCAAGAAGCCGCCAUGAGAAAAUGGGAAGCAGAGGAAGAUGUUCUGAUGCGGCGGGCGAUGGAGGAUGAACAAAGGAUGGCAUGGAAGCUCGCGAUAAUGAGGGAGAAGAAGAGAAGAGUGGAGGCGGCGAAUGCAGCAAUACAUGAACUGGAGGAGGUGCAGAAAUUGAGAUUACAAUUGACACCCCAGGUAGAUCUCGAGCGGAAGGUGGAGAUCAUCGCCCAGAGCGUCGAGCGUUUAGCUGAAGUGCAAGAAAAGCACUCUGAGUUUAGUCGCAGCCAGGAGAUAUCUGUGCGUUCGAUGCGAACGGGAUUACAGGACUUUGCGCGCGAGUUAGUAGGCGCUGUGGGGUCCGAGGUAAGUCACCGCCUCGAGAAGACUGAGCGUUUUUGUGUCGGCACCAUUGAGGGCGUCAAGGUGGCAGCGCCCAAGGAGGAGGAGGCUCGCCCUCGCAGGGAGCCAGUCAAAGUCAAAUUCCCUGAUUCCUACAGUGGAAAAAGGGACGAGAACUUUGACAAUUGGGAGGCCAAUGUCAGGACCUAUGUGCAUCUGCAACAGGUCUCCCCGGAUCAGCAGGUCCUAAUUGCGAUCCACGCACUUAAGGAUGAGGCCGCCAGUUUCGCAAGGUCCCUUGUGCGUGCUGCCAACUGCAGUGACGAUCCGGUCGCGUACUCCACAUUCACCUCCCUCGUUGAGUUCCUGAAGUUGCUGGGCGAGCGAUUUGCUGAUGUCGCCCGUAGUGUCAAAGCCUCAGAUAGGCUUCAGACAAUACACUCGCACCAAUGGAAGAGUGCAAGGGCACUCAAGGGCACGAUGGAUGAGUUAGUGUCUGUCCCUGACCACAAGGUCACAGAGACCCAGUUGGUCAACCUCUUCUACCGGGCUAUGCCCGAAGCGCUGCGUGGUCACUUCUUUGCGAAGAGUCAGGACCCUGCUAUGACUUAUGAUGCACUUAGCAGGGAAGUGGUCGUGUUCGAGGCGAGGUCUGCGUCGAUUUCCACUUUCUGGCACAAAGAUUUAGACAAGGGCAAAAAGUGGAAGGGUCGCACUAUCUCAGGGCAAGUGAAGACUAAGGAUAGCCUUGUCCUAACCUUAGAUGAGGGUAGUGUGGACGAGAUCCCCUACGAUCAGAUUGAGUGGGGGUUAGAGGAGGAGGACAGCGGUGUGGGCCAAGGGAGAUCUUACGCUGUUGUGGCGGCCGGAGGGAGGCCGCAAGGAGGAGGACGAGGCCAGGGCCAAGGGGGCCAGGCCUCAGGGAUCCGGUUCCAGGGCGAUCAGGGGGUUGGCGGCAGAGGAGGAAACCGCCAAGCGGGAGGCAAGGGUCAAGGUCCCCCGCAAAACCGUCCUAGGAACAGGUCUCCCUAUAGGGUAGGAGGAUGGCACCCGGGGCUACCGCAGGGCGUGGCCGAAGAGUUGAAGGAGAGGAUGCCCGCCUGGGCCAAGAUGAAGAAGGAGAAUAAAGGGCAGCUUAUAUCACUAGAUACAAAGAUUUUUAGAAGUAGAGUAGGGGCCCUAGUAGACUCAGGGGCCACCCACAACUAUAUUAGUAAGAAAGCGCUGCAAAAGUUGAAGCUGGGACUUAAAGUCCAAAAGCUAGCAGACCCUAUAGUUAGUAUCCUCGCGGACAACCGGACCAUGGUUGUAGAGGAUUACGUAGAGGGAGUCCAAGCGUACUUCCGCCUAGAGAAGGAUGGGAAAGUGGAAAAGGUCCUCCACUCCCUGACUCUCCUCGUAGAAGACAGCCUCCCAUUUGAUAUUGUUCUGGGAAUGGAUUGGGGAGAGGCAGCCGGGGCCAUGCUCCAUUUGAAGGAGCACGAGUGUAGGCUCCCUAGUUCUUCAGGCGAGGCUAAGACUGCCCGCCUGUUCCAUGCGUCAGGAGUAGAGAAUUCCUUGGCGCAUUGCUGCCUUAGUGCUCCUGCGUUCGCCAGGUUGGUGAAAAAGGAGAAAUUGGAAGAACAGGUUUUCGUUGCCUAUGUUAGGCCAAUGACUGAGCCUAAGGAAGAAAAGCCUAUAGACCCUGCGAUUGCCAAGCUGCUGGAGGAGUUUAAGGAUCUAACUGAGCCGCCGACAGGAGUAUUACCGCGGCCCAUCCAGCACCGCAUUGAGAUAGAGCCUGGCAGUAGAACUCCUAAGGGCGCUGUGUAUAGGAUGUCCCCACGGGAGUUAGAGGAGCUUCACAAACAAUUAGACGAGCUCCUCGAGAAGGGUUGGAUUAGGCCCAGUUCGUCUCCUUUCGAAACGCCUGUUCUCUUCGCCCCUAAGAAAGAGGGAGAGCUGAGAAUGUGCAUAGACUAUAGGGGUCUGAAUGCUAUUACAUUUGCCUGGAACGUCCUGUUCCAGUGCACACUCUUCCGCGGAGACCCAAACCAGAUCACCGGCGCCGAUGGGACAUGGCACGCGACGCCUGUUGGCUUGCUGCUGCAUGCGGACUUGAGCCUUUUGCAUGUUUGCGCGGGCUUGAGCCAGCAAUUCCCCGUACUUCCGGACGGAAGCGGGAGAGCAAGCGGCGUCGAUGUCGGCUGGUCAUGGGAGGAGAAGGUCGGCGAAGAUACGGCCUUUCCGUCCAUCGUGGUGCAACUCGAAUGGAGUCACGCCGAUCGCCGGGUGCACCGAAGUGUUGUAGGCGAACUUGAUGUCGGGGAGGCGGUCAACCCAAUCUUUCUGGUCCGGACAGAUGAGCAUACGAAGCAUCAUUUGAGCGGUUUGAUGUGCCCGCUCCGUUUGCCCGUCCGUCUGUGGAUGCCGAGCCGAACUUGGUUUCAUCUUCGUGCCGGACUCCUGCAUGAGAGCAGUCCAAAAUGCCGACAUGAAGCGAGUGUCGCGGUCGCUGACUAUGUCUUCCGGUACACCGUGGCCACAAAUCCAACCGGGGUGCAAGAGGCCUGCCAGCUCGGGAGCCGUGGAGUAAUACUUGCAAGGGAGAAAACGCGCAUACUUACUCAAACGGUCCACAACCGUGAGGAUGCCAUCGUGCCCGAGGCGAUCGCGAGGAAAUGGUCCGGUGACAUCCAUGACAAUGGAGAGGCCGGGUUCCCGUGGGAUAGGCAUCGGGCGCAAUUCGCCGUAGGGGUUGCGAUUGCGGGGCUUGCUUCGUCGGCAAACUUCGCACGAGUCGCAAUAUCGAGUGACAUCGGUAAUGAGGUCGGGCCAUCGACAUCGUUGUCGAAGCCGUGCAAUGGUGCGGUUGACUCCGAAAUGGCCGGCGAGUCGCGAGUCAUGAUACUCACCGAGAAGGCGAGUCCGAAGACGACGGUCUCGUGGGACACACAAUAAGUCCUUGCCUCUCGAGUGGAGGAGCAAGUACCCGUCGGCAAUGCGAUAGUGGCUGGCCAGCGGGUGAUCCGAAGAUAGCUGCGCAUACAAUGUGGCGAAGUUCGGAUCCAGCUCAUAUCCCAAAAUGAAGUGUCGUUGAAGUU
Chara braunii is the source of this 3883-nucleotide messenger RNA. The record is from the annotation of a GenBank genome assembly. Lineage: Eukaryota; Viridiplantae; Streptophyta; Charophyceae; Charales; Characeae.